CCCUUCGUGGGUCGUUCAAACGGAGUUUGCUGCUACUGCUGAGCUCGGAGCCCCGGCGAGGUGAUCGAUGAUCAUGCGCCAGUAGAAUCCCGCCGCUCUGGGUUGCGUAAGGUUUCGCUGCCAUGGGGUUGUACCAGAUCGUGGAAGCCUUCCUGUUGAUGACCAAUGCUGUCGCUAUUCUCAACGAGGACCGCUUCCUGGCUCCAUAUGGCUUAGGUAUGGCCGAUAUGGGAAAUGGUAGGGUAUCACCAUUCAAGAGUCAGUUGAUUGGGUUGAUACACGCUGUGCAGUAUUUACGAGUUCCGCUGAUUGUUGCCAAUAGUAUUGUUAUCGUGAGCAAGUUGCUCUUUGGAUGAUGCAUGUCCUCGUUCGUGCGCUUCCGAGUGGAAGCCGCUGGUUGUCUUACAUCGAGCGCUACAGUUAGUUGCCGCAUGCAAUAUUGCGGCUCUGUCAUCUCUGAGUGGAGCAGGAGCUUGUUUUGGCAGCUGCGAUGAAUUCUGGCACGAACAUAAUUGCAAUGUACAGUGUACCAUGUUAACGCACUAAAUCGAUCUCGUAGUCCGUGGCAUCCUAGUUCAUGUUUCUAGAACUUCACAAUAGGAAUAUUAGGGUUUCGAAGAAGUCUGCAGAACUGGUUCGGAUAUUGGUUUGUAUAUUUGGGCAUGUUAAGCCGCUCUUAAAUCAUUAACAGAUGCUGUGCACGUUGAGCCUGUAUCUUUUGAAAUGUUUCGUGAAAAGAAUGUAAUGCCAGUAAAGUCGCCUCCGCAUUCUUCAUGCCAAGGCUUGGCCACCAGGCAGAGGUUUUCAAGCAGGCUGACAACGCUUAGUGCUCAGGCCUGUCAGUGGCGCCCUGACUGAACACUCGAUGAAGAUCUCGAGCAAGUUAACUAUUGUCAAGGAGACUAUUGUGUUCCCUGCGUUUAACGCUGGGCAAAUUCAACGCCCUGCUACUAAAGGAGGAAGCCCGCAACAAGUGGUACUACUCAAAUGGAUCUACCCCAGGAUUGGCAAGGAUCUUGUUUGGAUUUAAUUUCACCCAGCUUUUGUACGAUGUUGGGUCCUGGUGAAGUUAAUCUGCAGUUAAUAAGGCAACAGAUUAAAACAAAGUCUUAGUAUGCUUUUCUUAGAUUGCAAGAAUGAUGAAGGCUUUGCAGCUCUGGCCAUAUGAUCAGUUGUUAAGGUUCACGGCACCUCCCUUCUCCGAAUCCUUCAGAGGAACUCUCUUACUUGUAUUGAGAAGCUCCCUGUUGAAUAAUUAAUUGCCAUUAAAUCACCA
Messenger RNA from Physcomitrium patens, 1276 nucleotides. RefSeq lists its product as uncharacterized. The record is from RefSeq and is a predicted model, not a curated record. Gene Ontology annotation, biological process: endoplasmic reticulum to Golgi vesicle-mediated transport. Gene Ontology annotation, cellular component: Golgi membrane; endoplasmic reticulum membrane; COPII-coated ER to Golgi transport vesicle. NCBI's taxonomy places the organism in Eukaryota, Viridiplantae, Streptophyta, Bryopsida, Funariales, Funariaceae.